CGGCCGGCGGGAAGGAGCCGCGUCCCCGAGCGAGCGCUGCACGCCUCCCCCACCGGACCGGACCCGGCGCGUCCUUCGCUGCGACCCCGACUCUCGGGGGCCUGGCCCGCGCUCCGCCCCGGAGGCCCCCGGCGGCAGCGUCAGGCAGAGGCGGGAGGGGCGCGGUUAAAAGGCGCCGCAGGUGGGACCCGGCUGCGCCCGCGCUCGCCUUGCUCAGUCAGGAACCGAGGGCGCCGCCCGCGCCGGACCCCGACCGCACCGCGCAGGAAUAAACCGGCACCAUGGACUGGGGGGCCCUGUACAAAGUCAUCGGGGGUGUGAACAAACACUCCACCAGCAUCGGGAAGGUGUGGAUCACCGUCAUCUUUAUCUUCCGGGUCAUGAUCCUCGUGGUGGCUGCCCAGGAAGUGUGGGGUGAUGAGCAGGAGGACUUCGUCUGCAACACUCUGCAGCCAGGCUGCAAGAACGUGUGCUAUGACCACUUUUUCCCAGUGUCCCACAUUCGGCUGUGGGCCCUGCAGCUUAUCUUUGUGUCCACGCCAGCACUGCUUGUGGCCAUGCAUGUGGCCUACUAUCAGCAAGAAACCACCCGCAAGUUCAGGCGUGGAGAGAAGAAGAACGAGUUCAAAGACCUGGAGGACAUUAAAAAGCAGAAAGUGCACAUCGAGGGGGCACUGUGGUGGACGUACACCAGCAGCAUCUUCUUCCGAAUCAUCUUUGAAGCCGCCUUCAUGUAUGUGUUUUACUUCCUCUACAGUGGGUACCACCUGCCCUGGGUGCUGAAAUGUGGCAUUGACCCCUGCCCCAAUCUUGUCGACUGCUUUAUUUCCAGGCCUACUGAGAAAACUGUGUUUACCGUUUUUAUGAUUUCUGCAUCUGUGAUUUGCAUGCUGCUCAAUGUGGCUGAGUUGUGUUACCUGCUGCUGAAAGUAUGUUUCAGGAGCUCCAAAAGAGCCCAAACUCAGAGAAAUCACCCCAACCAUGCCCUGAAAGAGAGUAAACAAAAUGAAAUGAAUGAGUUGAUUUCAGAUAGUGGCCAAAAUGCAAUCACAGGAUUUCCAAGUUAGGCAUUCCAAGGUGAAAUGUGGCUAAAUCCUGAAAAAACAUUUGUCUUCUCUGGGAGGAAAUGCCAACCUAAGAAUUCCUUUUAUAGGCUGAACAGUUUGUCUUUAUAAAAAACUUUCAUAAUAAAUUGGUAGUUGAGUUCACUCUCUGUAGAAUACAUGUGCCAUUCACGUGCAACAUAGUCAAAUGCAUGAUCCAUCUCUGAAAACAAAGCACUUGUUGAUGACUAGAUCUUAAAGUUACUUAGCAAGUCCAUUCUCCAAGGACUACCUGCCCUAGUGGGUAUUUCCCAAAAUUUUAUAUAACCUGUUGUUGAUAAAGAGCACUUAUCUAAAAAUUGAUACUUUUAUUAGUAGAAGAUAUUUUUAUAGGACUGAAUGCUCUAGUUCUGACUUUGGAUUUAUGUAAAGUAUUUUUAUAAUGACCAGCCUUCCUUACUUGGAAAAAUAUAUGAUGUUAGUUUUAGAAGUAUACCACAGCAUCUGGGUUUUGAACUUUCAAACAAUCUAUCUUGUAAAUACUGUUUUGCAUUGCCUAUUGACAAACUGUGAAUAGUCAUGACAUUGCUGUGAUGGGAAGUGGUCAUUGUACAGUAUGUUUUUUCUGUCUGCUGAAUGUGGAUAGUGCUGAGCCGUGGUGGGACGCAUUUAUAAAGGAGCUGCUUUGCCAGUCACUGUGAACACCAGAGAAUGGAUGUGAUCGCCUCAAUAAAGCUGGG
Molecule: messenger RNA, 1783 nt
Organism: Octodon degus (degu)
Lineage: Eukaryota; Metazoa; Chordata; Mammalia; Rodentia; Octodontidae
Gene: Gjb6
Product: gap junction protein beta 6
Exons: 2
Coding region: 282-1067 (261 amino acids)
Biological process (GO): cell communication
Cellular component (GO): connexin complex
Source: RefSeq, a predicted model, not a curated record